Molecule: messenger RNA, 264 nt
Organism: Ambispora gerdemannii
Lineage: Eukaryota; Fungi; Glomeromycota; Glomeromycetes; Archaeosporales; Ambisporaceae
Source: the annotation of a GenBank genome assembly
AUGAAGCGCAUUCUAUCAUAUCGAAAGGUCAACGUUUCCUUUGACAAACGGACAACCCUUGAUAAUGCUUUCCCUGUCAACGUUUCCUUCGACGCUGAUCGACAACGCGUUAAAGCCCCAUCAUCUUCGUACGAUCCAAACCCUGCAAACGAAGAAGUUAGAGAGAAACUUCCUGGCGUCGCUGAAAACGGUUUCAAAAAUCUUUCAUCGCGUCCGCCAUUAGGUCAUUUACCAAUGAUGAAGUUAAGGUUAUUUCACGGCUAA